Zymoseptoria tritici IPO323 is the source of this 1393-nucleotide messenger RNA. RefSeq lists its product as uncharacterized. The annotation marks the transcript as partial. The record is from RefSeq and is a predicted model, not a curated record. Gene Ontology annotation, biological process: glutathione metabolic process; cellular response to oxidative stress; cell redox homeostasis. Gene Ontology annotation, cellular component: mitochondrion; cytosol. The transcript has a single exon. Gene Ontology annotation, molecular function: flavin adenine dinucleotide binding; glutathione-disulfide reductase (NADPH) activity. Lineage: Eukaryota; Fungi; Ascomycota; Dothideomycetes; Mycosphaerellales; Mycosphaerellaceae.
GAGAUUCCGCAGAACAGAAGCUGACAGCACAUGUCUAAUCGUAAGGUACAGCACACGCAGUCUUGACGAUUACAUAUCUCGUCAUCCUUCCGUAAAUCGGCUCCGGCACGUCAUCCUUCAGCUUGAACCUUUUCCUAUUUAUUUCCACCUCCCGCACCCUCGUCCACCAUCGAUCUACCCCACUCAGCCGUCAAGCUGUCUCAACAAACACCCCUCCGUCUCCUCGCCACCGCAGCCUCCACGCGGACCCUACUGCCCAGGACGGCAGGCUCGCAGCGACUCGAUUCCCUGUCCCGACACUUCGCCUCCAGCUCCUCCAUCAUGGCGCCCAUCCAGAAAGAGUGCGACUACCUGGUCAUUGGCGGUGGAUCCGGCGGAUUGGCCAGCGCGAGGCGUGCGAGUGGCAUUUACGGACAAAAGACCAUUGCGGUCGAGAACAAGCGUCUGGGAGGCACCUGUGUGAACGUGGGAUGUGUGCCGAAGAAGGUGACAUGGAACGCCGCCUCGAUCCGGGAGACGAUUCAUGAGGCGAAGAACUAUGGCUUCAGCGUGGAAGAGACGAAGCCGUUUGACUGGAAUUAUUUCAAGAACAAGCGAGAUGCGUAUGUCAAGAGACUGAAUGGGAUCUAUGAGAAGAACUUGAAGAAUGACAAGGUGGAGUACUUGCACGGCACGGCCACUUUCAAGGAUCCUCAUGUGGUCACGGUCACGCUUGAUGAUAAGACGGAGAUCGACAUCAAGGCGAAGAAGAUUCUGGUCGCCGUAGGAGGAUACCCCAAUUUGCCUCCCGUGGAGGGCGCCGAGCUGGGCAUCACAUCCGACGGAUUCUUCGAGCUGGAGCACCAGCCGAAGAGGGUAGCCGUCGUGGGCGCCGGCUACAUUGCCAUUGAAAUGGCGGGCAUGUUUCACGCUCUUGGCACCGAAACGCAUCUCUUCAUCCGCCAGGACAAGUUCCUUCGAACUUUCGACCCGAUGAUUCAGGAUAAGGUGGUGGCCGAGUACGAGCGACAAGGAAUCAUCCUCCAUAAGAACUCCUCCCAAUCCAAGCUCGAGGACGCCGGCAAUGGCAAGAAGACGCUGCACUACAAGGACUCCAACGGCGAGGGCAAGCUCGAAGUCGACACAGUGCUCUGGGCCAUCGGCCGUGCUCCCGAGCUCGAAAAGCUCAACCUCGAAGCAUCCGGCGUCAAGACCAAUGACAAGAAGCACAUUCCCGUGGACGACUACCAAAACACCAACGUCGAGCACAUCUUCGCCCUCGGCGACGUGUGCGACAAGGGCUUCGAAUUGACUCCUGUCGCCAUCGCCGCAGGCCGCAAACUCGCCGACCGUGUCUUCGGCGGCAAGAAGGACGCCCGACUCGAGUAUGAGAACAUCCCGUCCAUCGUCUUCG